Messenger RNA from Erinaceus europaeus (western European hedgehog), 1319 nucleotides. RefSeq names its product chromosome 4 C6orf15 homolog (gene C4H6orf15). The record is from RefSeq and is a predicted model, not a curated record. The coding region runs from base 1 to 1149 and encodes 382 amino acids. Gene Ontology annotation, biological process: extracellular matrix organization. Lineage: Eukaryota; Metazoa; Chordata; Mammalia; Eulipotyphla; Erinaceidae. The transcript is spliced from 2 exons. Gene Ontology annotation, cellular component: extracellular matrix.
AUGCUAGAGCUGAGCAAGAUGCAGGGCUGCACGGUGAGGAGCUGGGUUCCUCUGGGCCUGUUCCUGGUCUGUCUUCACCUUCCAGGCCUCUUUGCCAGGAGCAUCGGUGCAGCAGAGGAGAAAUCCCCCCAAGACUUAGGGCCCAACUUGCCUCAGUUUGAACAACCUUCCUUGAGCAGCCUUUCCAAUGCUGAACACCCUCAGCUCAACCCAGUCUCUGAGUCUGAGGGGGCUCCUCUGAACCACAACAUUUCUCCAUCAGCCGGCUACCAACCUACAGAAUAUCUUGAGUCCCAGGGGUGGCCUCUCUCUGAGGGGCUGCCCCCUACAGAUUCCUGGUCUUAUGAGGACCCAUGGUGGAUGAUAUCUGCUGCAGAUGAAGACUAUGCAGGGGAAGCACUGCCUGAAGAGCUGUCCUUCCUUUCUGGUGCUGUUGCCCACCCUCUGGGUGGUGACCCUUUGCCAGCAGGGCCCUCUACACACUCUCCAGGUGAUUUGUCCAAGUCUUCACUCCACCCUGAGGCCAGACAGCCACCCCGACCUAGUGUGCUGGGAGGCCAUGGUCGAAUCCUUGCCCACCGCCCAUUCUGGUCACUCAUCAACAAAAUUCGACAGUCACUGCUGUCUGGUCGCCCUUGGGGUACCCUGAAUCCUGCUAGGCCAUGGGGAGCAGGAGGCCUUGGAACUGGGUGGGGAACUAGGCCCAUGCCAAACCUUCUGGAAGCUGGGGGCAUCAAAAAUCAGUACCCAAGUACUAGCUGGGGGGGUCUUAAUCGAUUUCCAGGUACCAGCUGGGGGAAUAUUAAUCAGCUCCCAGGAGGCAUCUGGGGGAAUAUUAACCGGCUCCCAGGAGGCAUCUGGGAGAAUAUUAAUCGGCUCCCAGGAGGCAUCUGGGGGAAUAUUAAUCGGCUCCCAGGAGGCAUCUGGGGGAAUAUUAAUCGGCUCCCAGGAGGCAUCUGGGGGAAUAUUAAUCGGCUCCCAGGAGGCAUCUGGGGGAAUAUUAAUCGGCUCCCAGGCACUAGUUGGGGGAAUAUUCAUGUACAACCUGGUGGUAAUCAUAAAUUUCCUGCUGGAGUUCUCCAACCUCCUAGCUCUUCUUGGGACACUCCAGUUGGCUUAUCCAAUCCUGAAAAUCCUGGGACACAGUAGGGCUAGGAGAAUGACAGGGGAAACCCUAAAUCAGAUGGGUGGUGGUGGUGAGGGGCUGUUCCCAUCUCCUGCAGUGUGAACUAAAUCAAAAUUCAAUCGAAGCAUUUCCCAGCAUGAUUUUCACUUUCCAUUGCCUGCCUCCCCUCCUCCACUUCUGUUCUCAACUCCAA